This is a messenger RNA of Blepharisma stoltei, 2290 nucleotides long. The record is from the annotation of a GenBank genome assembly. NCBI's taxonomy places the organism in Eukaryota, Ciliophora, Heterotrichea, Heterotrichida, Blepharismidae.
AUGAAAAAGACACCUGACCCAGCAAGCAUCUUACAAGAUCUCCGAAAAGUUCCUUCAAAUAAGCGCUGCUUUGAUUGCCAACAAGCUGGAACCACCUAUACCAUCGUUGACUUCGGAAUUUUUCUGUGCUCAAUAUGCGGAGGCCUUCAUCGAGAGUUCAAUCAUCGUGUAAAAGGUCUUUCUACAUGCAAUUUUUCAGCAGCAGAAGUCGAAAAGCUCCAACAGUGGGGCAAUGAAAAAGCGACCCAAGUUUGGAUGGCGAAGCAUGACCUCAGGUCUUAUCCUAUCCCUGAUAUAUUUUUCUAUAUAAAUAAUUAAAAAAAUAUAAUAAAAAAAUGCAAAAAUAAGCUUAAGUUAUUAUAGGAUAUUAAAGAUCAAGCCAGACUUCGAGAUUUCAUUAGAUUAAAAUAUGCAGAAAAACGCUGGUAUGAUGAAAGCAAAGCAGAAAAUAGCCAACGAAAGCAAGAGCCUGUUGUAAAAGCGCCUGCAAAUCCUCCACAGCAACCACCAGUACCUCAGCCCCAAUAUCAAACUUAUCCUCAGCCUCCACCAGCACAACAAACUUAUGCUCAGCCUCCACCAGCACAGCAAGCCCCAGUCAUUAAAAGUCUUAUAGAUUUUGAAGAAGAACCUAAAAGCACUGAAACGUGGAGCGGAUUUCAGCAACCACAAAAUGUCCCUACGAUUUCUAGGCCGCAGAAUACUCAAGCUAUACCAAAACCUCCUGGACAAGAGACUCAGUAUCAAAACCCAGGACAAUUUGGGAUUUUUGACCCAGGGUAUUAUCAAAAUCAGCAGGCUAGGCAGCCACCUCAAAAUUCUUAUGGACAAACAGGAGGAAAUACGCCAAAUCAGUAUCAAAACCCUCAGGUUAAUAAUGGAGGGUACUCACCACAGACUGGAAAUGUAGGUGGCAAUUCUGGAGGAUUCCAGGCCUCAUUUCCGCCACCUCAGAAUAUGGCUGGAAAUUGGAAUCAAGCACAAAGAAAUCAAGCACCAGCAGAUACCUCCCCGAAGGUGCAGCAGAUUCCUUAUAAUUAUCAAAAUGCUAAUCAAGCUUCUCAAGCAUUUCCAUCUUUUCCACCUCCUCAGCCUCAAACCACUGUUCCAUCAUACAGUUCGCCGCCCCAGCCUCAGAGCUCUGUUCCAUCUUAUAGCUCACCACCUCAGGCUUUUCCUAAUCCUUAUCCUCAGCCCCCAAUUCAGCCUCCACAGACUAGUACUUUUCCAAGCCCAUACCAGCAAACAGCCCAAAAUCCAGCUCAAAAUAACCCUUUCCCUAGCCAAUACCCACCUCAGCCUCAAAAUCCUCAGCAUCCACCCCAAAAUCCUCAGCAUCCACCCCAAAAUCCUCAAUAUCCACCCCAAAACCCUCAGCAUCCACCCCAAAACCCUCAGCAUCCACCCCAAAACCCUCAACUCCAAAAUCCUCAGUCUCAAAAUGCUUUCCAAAGCCAACGCCCUCAGCCAGCUCCUCUGACUACUUCUUUCCCUGGACAAUAUUCCCAGCCACCAUUACAAUCUCCACCUCGUAAUAACUACCCUCCUCAGUCAGGCCAAAACCCUUUAACUGACGUAUCAUUUGCUCCAUACCCGAGCCAAGACCCUAGAAACCCUUCAUAUCCUCAAUCCACUGGUUAUCAACAGGCCCCAGCUAGCCAAGACCCAUUUUCUCAAAUGCAAAAUAACCUUCUUUCAAGUGGGCCAGACCCAUUUGCCCAGCUUGUAGAAGAAGAAAAGAAAAAAGCUCAUAUAAUCCACUCAGCAAAGCCACAAAAUAAUAGUGGGAACUCUAAUGUAUUACUACAGCAAUAUCAGAUGAUGGCACAAAUGUACCAAAGCACCCAUGGGAUUCCUUAUCCUUACACUUUUCAACAGUGGUAUGCAAUUGUAAAUCCACAGCCAGCAGGAGUGCCUGCUUCUCAAGCUCAUAUGCCAAGCCAAACUUCUCAAGCUCAUAUGCCAAGCCAAACUUCUCACAUGCCACCUCAAAAUCCUGGAUACAAGCAUGUAGAAACGAGCCAUAUGCAUGAGAAGCCAAAAAGCAAUAAUCCUUUUGAUUUAUUUACUUACUCCCUUUAUUUAAAGAGUAAACCGGUUUGAGAGCCCACAAAUUUUAUUAUAAAACAUAUUGAUAUAUAUUGAAUUAUUAAAUAAUGAGGUCUCAAUCUAAUAUAUAAAUAUAUACAAAAAAAUAAUUCAAUAAUUAAAUUAGAUUUUCCUUUCAAGCAUUUAUGAUCUUAAGACACAAAAUUUAUAAAUAUAAUAAAAAACCUAUUAAGUGAGUUAA